GCGCGCAAAACGAUUGGUUGUUUUGUACCUCGUGACUAGGGACUUUCCCAAUAUGCAAUUUUUCAUGGAGGUGUAAUGGAAAGAACUACGACACGAGCAAAUACUUGGAAUUUUCGAAAACUAUUUGAAACUACACUGUGUGUUUCUGAUCCCCAUCCUUUUCAUGGGGGAGAAUGACGAUUGUGGAUACCAAUAAUGUCAAUAACAACGUCAGUAACAUGAGUAAGAGGGUUAAAACAAAACCAAAAGUAAGAGCAAGUGUAGGGUCUGAGAUGACGCGGAAAAAUGUCGCCGACAAGGAGAGCGCCGACCGCAUUGCUGCAGCGGAGGCUAUGUCAUGUUUGUCUUCAACGCCGUUCAUACUGCCAUCUUCAGAAACAGUCCCCAAGGCUAUGGCGGGCCAGAGUGUAAAACCGGAUCCAUCAAUAAAUAUUGGAAACAACGAAGAAGGAGUGUACACGUCCACGUCUGUUUCUAAGAGGGGAAAAUCCAGAAAUCGUGGACGCGGGGGUAAGCGUUCUCCAUCAAAACAAACCCAUGCAAAUUCUUCACUGGAAAGUAAUAUUGUUGUAAGUCAGAGAAAUGCAGUUGCAUCAGUUACUGAGCUAUCCAAACCUAAAACAGUACCUCCAAGUACAGUUGUCAAGUUAAAAACAAGUACUACAUCAAUAUCACAGGCAUCAUUAAUAGCACAACAGUUAAGCAAUAUUGUUAAGCUGCAAAAAGAAAAGCAAGAGAAUGCUAUGCCAUCACAUUCCAAUAUUAAGUUUUCCCUUCAGCAAAUGUUGGAGUUAAAAAAGGCCCAAGGCCAAGAACAGUCACAAACAUCAAAUAAUGCAGUUCUAAAACUCCCUUUAACUGUGUCCACAAGUGAUUCAAACCAGGCACGAGAACCAAGUAGUCCUAGUUCUAUCAUUAGCAAUGAAAGCAUAGAAUUGCCCCAAACAACUGUUGAUCACAUUUUGAACCAAAAUAAAUAUGACACACCUGAGGCUUCGUUACCGCUGAAGAAGAGGAGGCUACAGACUUACAAAGAUGGGGAGGUACCUCAAAAAGACAGUACAUCCCCCUCGCAGGCAGUGGUGGAUCUGACCACAGAUAAAGAGGACAAAUCUAAAGAACAACAGGGCACUGCAAGGGUGUUGUCAUCUGGGGUGUAUGUGAAUCCACAGACGAGUCUGAUGCUUCUGUCUGAAAUACAGAUGGCGCUUCAUCAGGAUGAAGAUGGUGACUUGCCUUUACAUAUUGCUGUGGCUCAGGAAAACAGUGUAAUGGUCCAAAAAUUUGUUCAUUUAAUGACCAUAUCUGGCAAAAGUGUGGACAAGUAUAACAAGUCACAGCAGACGCCCCUUCACAUUGCGAUUGAGUUACAGUUUGAUCAGGCUGUGUCUGUUCUCCUGAUGGCUGGAGCCAAUCCGUCUUUGGUUAAUAAACAGGGUGACAGCUCCAUACACCUAGCCAUCAAACACAACACCAUCAAUAGUCUGGCACUGAUGCUCAUCAAGAGUCAACACAAGACAGAUAUAAAUGCCAGGAACUUUGAAGGUUUGGCACCCCUUCAUUUGGCUGUCAUAAGGAAUCAGAUAGAAAUGGUGAAAGUCCUUAUAAGGUGUGGUGCUGAUAUAAACAUACAGGAUGGUAAAAGUGGGAGGACUCCAUUGUUCCAUGCUGUGGAGGGGAAUCAGCUAGCAUUAGUGAUGUUGUUCAGACAAUGCAAUGCCAACCUAGAACUGACUAACUAUGCAGGUAUCACUGCUUUAAUGGCUGCCCAGGCCAAAGGUUUCUCCGAAGCUAGCUCUAUUCUAAUGGUGGGACUUGAUCCUAAGGCCAUAAUAGAGCACAAAGAGAAAGAGAAGUUGUUGAUGCCAAAUAAAAAGAUGCCAAUACCUAGGAUACCAAGUAAAGCUCAUCUCAUUGUGAGUGGUAUUCAGAGGGGUGUUAAAAAAGAAAACAAUGAUGGUGAAAAUGAAACCAGUUUAUCGAAUACUGGUGAAGAGACUCAGAAAGAUGCUAAACCUAAGUUAGAAGAGAAAGGAGAUAAUCAGCAAUUGUCUGAAUAUAGUGAAAGAGAACAGAGAAUGAUAAUAGAAAUGAAGAAUGAUACGCCAUCUGUAAAGGCAGUUCCAAUGGAAAUUGAUAAGACAGAAGUUGUGGAGGAUGGAAUAAAACAUAUUCCUCCUCAGUUAACUAUGAACAUUCCCAUUAAAAAGGAAAAACCAAAGCGUAACAAACAGAAGAAGAUGCUUUCAAAAAGUGAAAAUAACCUGGGCAGUGAUCAGCAGACGUCCUCCAUUGUAGUGCAUCUGCCAGACUCGCAGAAAGGGACUGUAGAUUCUGUGGCAGAUACUAAAGUGAUGGUGUCGACUACUGACCCAGUUAGUAAUGCUGUCAGAUCUAUACCUGUUAGUAAUGGUCCAAACAAAUCUGCAGUUACAACGGAGAAUGUGACCAGCAUCAAUGCUAGGACAGCCUCUUUAUUGGCAGCACACCUAAAAAGUGUGAAAAAUUCACUAACUAAACAAAGUUCCUCAUACCCACUUAACCUGUCCUCCAAUGGGAAGGAAGCUGGAAAUUUGGAAAAAUCAGAUAGCAUUGUGUCCAGUGGAUCAUAGCACUUUGUUUAAUAUUUACUUAAUAAUUUUACAUUAAUUAUGUGUUAUUUUUAUGGGAUUUUGCAGAAUUGUGCAUUAUCAGCUUUCUGUGCUGGUUUAUUACUUCCAUGCUGAGAGCUCUGAAUUACUUCCCUUUUUUAAAAUAGUUACAAAUCACCCUGAUUUAUGAAAUUUUUGGAAUCAAAUCAAGAAAUAUAAAAUAAAUGUUAACUGUAAGUGUUAUUAUAUAUAUACAUGUACUUCAGUUAUAUAUUUUUCAAUUAUAAUUGAAACAUCAACUUAAAGCACAUUCACAAUCAAUAUCUUUGUAUGCUUGGGUUUUUUUUUAUGUAAACCCCCUCAAGAAAUGUCUGCAGAAAAAGCAAUUAGAUAUGCAUUUUGGAACUGAUAGACACUAUUUACAGUAUUCACUAUAAUAGAAAAUAAUUCUAAAGCAGAAACUGACUAUCUUUUUAAAAUGCUGUGGAAGAGUUUAUUAGGUAUUAGUUAACAAAAAACAAAACUGAAUAAUUAUUUCAUAAUUGACACAUUUUAUUUUCAAAUUCUGAAAAUGUCUUCAUUUUAUGCUGUGAAAUAUCUUCCAUGAUUGAUGAUUUCAUUACAGAAUCCUGAAGACUGAUAUGUAUACUAGUAUUUUUCUAUUGCUUUUAAUGAUAGAUUAUGUAUAUAGGUUGUAGCUUCUAAUGGGCAUUACUGGUCAAAAUAAACCUCACAGGCUUCAGAUUUUAUGUGUAUUUCUUCCUUUCUAUAGACAUGCAUUUAGCUAGAAUAACAUGGUGUAUAAAAUAUAGAUUAUCAUUUCAAAAACAAGAUUUGGCUUUUAUAAUACUGCCAGUGUUUGUAUGAAAAUUGCAUUGUAAAAUGUUUUGUAUAGUCAGUGGUUUUUUUCAUGUGUACAAAUGUUACAUGUUCAAUCAGUCUCACUAUUAAAUUAUGUUGCAUUCUA
Saccostrea echinata is the source of this 3558-nucleotide messenger RNA. RefSeq names its product nuclear factor NF-kappa-B p100 subunit-like. Gene Ontology annotation, molecular function: protein binding. Bases 174 to 2612 code for a protein of 812 amino acids. The transcript has 7 exons. Lineage: Eukaryota; Metazoa; Mollusca; Bivalvia; Ostreida; Ostreidae. The record is from RefSeq and is a predicted model, not a curated record.